Messenger RNA from Musca domestica (house fly), 3939 nucleotides. RefSeq names its product dual oxidase maturation factor 1 (gene mol). The transcript is spliced from 8 exons. The record is from RefSeq and is a predicted model, not a curated record. Gene Ontology annotation, cellular component: endoplasmic reticulum membrane. Lineage: Eukaryota; Metazoa; Arthropoda; Insecta; Diptera; Muscidae. Bases 926 to 2335 code for a protein of 469 amino acids. Gene Ontology annotation, biological process: protein transport.
AAAAUAUGUUUAGUUAAUUCAUGACAAUUGUAAACGUCGGACGUGUUUCGGUUAUUGAAAACCAAAGUUAAAUUUGUUUCGAAAUUUUUGUUAAAGAUUUUUCGUCGAUCUGUUUGAAGAUUUUUGUCAUUCUGGUUAGUGUUUUUAAAGUGAUGUUUUAAAAUUGAAAUUUUUAUUGGAAAUUCUUGCUAAAUAUAGCCGGGAAUAGAGAAGAAGAAGAAAAGGAAAAUAUUGAUGAAGUUGAAGAAGUUGUGUGAGAGAGAUCGAAAACGUGUUUGAAAUUGAUGAUGAUAAUGAUGAUCGAAAAGAAAGAGUAGUAACAACAAAAAUAUUUUUUUGGGAAUUUCAAUCUCUGUCUGUUGGCAGCUACGACGACGAUUCGAAAAUUUAAAACGAAAAUUUAAAAUAAUAUAUAUUUACGAGUAAAUAUUUUGGUGGCGAAAUUUUAACAAUAACAACAACUACCCACAAAAAAGAGAAGUGCUAAUGAUAACAAAUAUCCAGCUAAUUAUGAAGUGCCAAUUGGACAAAGCGUUGAAACAAAAAACCAAAUCAAAUUAAAUUUGUGAAAAGUUGUCGCUGAAAAAAAAAAAAAAAAAACCAAACGUGAAAAAUAUUUGGAAAUAAAGUUAACAUCUCAAUUAGUAUUACUGUUGACAAAUUCAUACAAAAGUGCCACCACAUAAUAACAACGCCAGCAGCAACAAAAACAACAACAAAACAUAUUUGCACAACUAAAAAUCAAAUAAUUAAAUUUGAUUAAUACCGGAUUACCCGUUGACUGCACAUUUUUCGUUUUUCAUACGGCGAGCGAGCGAGCGACCGAGUAUUGGUCGGUUUGGAUUGGACGUCCUGUUUUGGUUUUACACACACAUUUUUUAUACAUAUAUAUGUUGACAAGUUUGCAUUAUAACGUCUGCAAAGCAUGAAGGGUUGGUUUGAUGCAUUUCGAGACGAUGGUGGGCCCACACUAUAUUCAUUCUCGAAUCGUACCCCCGUAACGGGCGAUGUAUCGAUAGUAGCCGUAUCUGUAUUAUUUGCAACAUUCUAUGUUGCAUUCUUAGUUAUAUUUCCAGGUGUAAGAAAACAGAAAUUCACAACAUUCUCAACUGUCACAUUAAGUCUUUUCGUGGGACUAGUCAUUUUAAUCACAAGACUUGGUUCAGCAUGGCAUGUUGCCCAUACGACAAUUAUAGCGCCAUACAAAGCAUUUUCGCGUGAGAAAGUGCCGGCGCGCAUUGGAACCCACAUUGGUCUGAUGCAUGUCAAUGUGACGUUGACAGCCAUACCCGUCGGCAAUUGGACACCACCGGACAUCGAUUAUAAUGAACGUUUCACCUGGGAGGGUGCCACCGACAUGAGUACCAAUUAUCGUGAGGCACUGAAGCGUGGCCUACCCUAUCCCAUCUUAACCGUUGCCGAGUAUUUCAGUCUCGGUCGUGAAGGUUUCUCAUGGGGCGGCCAGUAUCGUGCCGCCGGCUAUUUUGCCAGCAUUUUGCUGUGGGCCUCCCUAGCCUCGUGGCUGAUGAUGAAUUUGUUACUUAUCGCUGUGCCACGUUACGGUGCGUACAUGAAGGCCCUAACCGGUGCACUUUUGAUAUGCACCAAUAUUGGCUAUUAUUGUCAAUUGCCAAAAAGACCACUGACCAUAUACAUGGAGGGCGGCCGUUUGGAAUUUCAUCUGGGCUGGUGUUAUUGGUUGCUAUUGGUAGCAGGCAUUCUAUGUUUUGUGGCGGGUGUUCUCAUCUCCAUCAUCGACUUGGUGUGGCCUCACACAUUCUCCACCGUUCUCGAAGUGUACUAUGGCACACCGUAUGAUCGUCAUGUCAUCCUAGAAGAAUCAAGUGAUGUGCGCUAUCGCAAACGUACCAGUCGUAGUCUAGAAGAUCCCCCCGGGUUGGGUUCACGCAUCCUGAGAAGACUCUCCUCAAAGGCCCGUGAUAAUUCAAUGCCACAGACACAUCGUGGUAGUGCGAGUAGUGCUAUGGCACAUCAUGGGCCCAAUAGUAGUGGUGGCGGUGGACAUCAUCAGGUGACACAUAUACCACAUGGUCACCAUUCGUCGUCGGGUAGUGGAGGUGGUGGUGGUGGCGGUGUGGAUAAUAAAGCCUAUCAGAGUGAUGUGCCAAAGAGUCCAUGGCGCUAUCCGUUCCGUAGGGCGCAACAAAUACAGUCCCAUCCCAUGCAUAUGCAGAGGACAAUGUCACAGGACUCCAGCUCGUCGAUAGCAUCGGCGGCCGCCAUGCAGCAGAUAUCACCGCUACACAAACAUGCCUUGUCAAGAAUGUUACCAAAUCCUCCCAUAAAUCGCAUAAGGGACCUAGAGCACUGGUGACCAACUUGAAGGCUAUAACUACAGUUUCAUGAAGCUCAAUUGGCAAGAGUCUUGUUUUCAUUAAUGCAAACAAAAAUAAUGUGUUACUCUUUCAAUAUUUUCACUCUCACUCUCUCUCUCCCUUCUUCUCUUCUCUUAAAUUUCCCCAUAGAUUGAUGAUGUCUUCAACAUGUAUUGACAAAUAUUUCAAAGGACACAAAUUACAUUGUGAUAAAAACAAAAACUAAAAUUAUAUUUAAAUUGACAAAAAAGAAAAAAAAAAUGUGGACGCUUAAAUAGACCGAUUUGACGAACGAAAAUUAGUUUGUAAGUUAAAAUUGACAUAUAAAUAAUUUAAGGUUAUGUUUUAAGUACAAUUCACCUAUGAUGGCAGCCAUGUUAUUUUUUCUCUCUCUCUCUAAGAUAGACAAAGGAAUACCCAGUGUUUGACAAUGAUUUUUAAGUCUGUUGUAGUAGAAGAGAAAUAAAAUGAAAAGAAAAAAGAAAAUUAUUAUAAAACUAAUUUUAAGUGAUGAUAUCAUUGUGAUAAACCCCAAUUAAUUUGUUAAAAUAAGAUUUGAAAAAAAUUAAAAUAGUAAAAAAAUGUGAGUAACUGUAAGAAAAAUUUAAGCAGGGUGGAAGAAAAGAGACUUUGAUGGAAAAAAUACUAAUAUUUAAUUUUAAUGAAUUUAAAAUUAUAUUUUAAUUUUUUUUUUAAUCUAUGUUCCCAUUUCCAUUUUUUAUCUUAAGAUCACAAAAAGGCACAUAAUUUAUGUUGACCUCCAAAAAUUUUAAUCAAUUUUUUUUUUAUUUAAAAAUUCGAAUCUCAAACUAAAAAUUCUAACAUUUUAGUUUUUCAAAAAAAAAAAAAAAAAAAAAAAAAACCUCAUUUGAGUUUAAGAGAGGAAACAGCCUCUUUAUAGACAGAAUAGAGGCAGAACCUUUGUCAAUCUUCGAAAUUUACUUUUGUGAUUUUUGUAGUAACAAUAACCAUUGUCAUUGAUUCUGAACUAGAUUUUCGAUAUAGAAAUUCAAUUUUAUUUCAAAAUACAAAAAUGAAAUUUUCUCUCCUCCCUCCCUGCUUUAGUUUUACCACCCAGAACUCACUUCCAAUAAUGUUCUAUUUUAAGGUUUUAUAAACAAUGUAUUUCCCAGUUUUGUAUUUUAACAAUAAUUAGCUAUAAUCAUUUAAUAAUACUUGCAUAGACACCAUCACAUUUAUGAAAAUUUUAAUUUAAAUUUUAUAUAGGAAAACUCAACAAAAAACGCAAAUCCCAAUUGGCUUCUAUUCCCUAGCUCAUAAAGAAAUACAAUUUAGUGAAUUUUUAUUUUAUCCUUACAAAAUUAUUUAUUUGUUUAUUAUUAUAAUUAUUAUUUUAUAUUUAGUUAUUAUUUUCUAAUUUAUUAUAACAAAAAGUUUGACAGAAACGUGUAAUAGUUCUUAGGCAGCGAGCGAGAAAAACGAUAUUAUUGCAUGAUUAUGUGUUCUAAGAGAUAUAGGCUAAAACAAAAGAAAUUAUUAAAAAAAAAAACAAAUAUCAAUGAUCGUGUAUCUAAUUUAUAACAUUUUUAAGAAAUUAUGAAAACAAAAAAAAGUUAUUAAUAAAAAAUUAAAAUGUUGAAAA